Cladocopium goreaui is the source of this 4011-nucleotide messenger RNA. Lineage: Eukaryota; Dinophyceae; Suessiales; Symbiodiniaceae. The record is from the annotation of a GenBank genome assembly.
AUGUGUGUGGUUGAGCCAAGUCAGUGGCAGGCUGAGAGGAGGCCGAGAAGUGGACUGGAGGAAGCAGGAUUAAUCGAAGACACGCUGAGGAAUGAAAGUGCCAAUGCGAUUGAGAAACAUUUGGAACAGCAGAGAAGUCCUCGAGGCGUAGGCGAUCUUCAAAUUCGUUGGUUCCUAAAGAGCUGCAAGGCCUUCAAGCAGGCCGGGGGUGCCGACUUCGAAGCCGCCAAGGUGCGACGUGCCGUCAAAGCCGCGGCCCAACGCGUCAAGGUGGUUGUGAUCGUGCAAGGCCCUUCAUCCUCACUUUGUGAGGCUCACAAGAAUCCCCGUGCGAAGAAGAAGGUGACUUCAAGAUCCGAACUUUUGGCAUGUCUCUUCAAUGCGUUGGGCGGCUACGUGACGAACUAUUUGAGUAGCAACCAACUAUUGAGAAUGGCUUGGCUGCUGGGGUUCGAAGGUGGUGAAGCAGAGUGGGACAAAGAGUACGCCGUUCUUUGCCGGUCCUACAACUGGAAUGCAACCCUUGGUGCAAGUCGCCGUCAAUUUGCAGAGCUGCUGGCUGAUGAAGACAGUGACGCUUACAGCAACGACAUGGAGCUGGCCACGAUGCUGUCGAACCUCCGUGUUCCAGCUCCAAAACAGCUGCCACGCGACGACCUGGUCAAGGAGUUCUUCAUUUGGGCUGACAUCAACAGAAAUGGCAGGUUGGGCCGUGGCGAGCUGCUGCGUUUUGCCAAGCACCUGGGGUUUCAAGGCACCUCCAAAGACUGGGACAAGGAGUACGAAUACAUGGCUCGCCGCUACCACUGGGGCACCUUUUUCAGCGGCUUCCGCGAUAGCCGCGAUGGCUGCGACCUGGGGCAGUUCUCGCGGAUGCUGGCGGAUCCUGAGGGCUUGUGCUUCUGCGACGAGGGAGCGCUGCAGGUGGAGCUGGCGGAGUUGGAGAUGGCCACAGGGCGACCCUACUUCUCUCGAAUGCUGAGUCAAGAGGCGUUACGCGUGUUGGAAGCGGAUCAAAAACAGCGCCACAAAAGUGCUUUGAUGAUCCAAGAGCUUUGGCGUGGCCGUCUUCGCGCAAGAGCGCUCCUCAAAAAUCUCCGCGAAAAGCUGCUCAACAAGAAGGAGCUCAAGAAGCUCAUCCAGGCAGAGGAUGAGUUGAAGGUUCGCAUGGCCAAAGCUGCUGCACGAAUCUGGAAAUGGUGGAAACCCUUUGCGCUCAGAAGGAGAUGGCUGACGGCCAUCGCUGGAGUGCGAGCGGCCAAGAAAGCCAGGGAGCGACAAAUGAAAGAAACCCAGCGGAAGGAGGACCACGAGCUGAAAGCCAAAAGGCUCAAAGAGCUCAGCGAUUUGCAGGAUAAAGAAACUCGCAAGGAACACGCCCAGAUCCGCGCCAACUUGUUGGCUCCGGAUGAAACUCAUCGGAUGAAGGUGAAGUGCCAGCAGGAGAAGAAGAGGGAGAUGACGGAGAGCCGACAAAAAGCCAUUCAGCUUCAGGAGAUGUUGAGAAUCGAGAUGGAUCGAGAUGGUGGAUGCUGUCCCCUGGCCGUCGCCAUGUCGAGCCGUUCCGGUUCCGCGCCGUUCCGCGGCCUGCUGCGGGCGAAGUGCUCCGUGGAGGAGGCGACGCUGCGACAGCAGCAGCGGCUGCUGGAUCCACUGGAGAUGCGUCGAGGCUGCGAUCUGCGACAUCCGGAGGUGGAUUUCUCCUUAGCCACCAAGAAGUACCAGCGAAGCUCCGCUGGGAAAACCUUCGAGCCCAGUGAGGUGAGAAGUCCUGAGACCUGCUUAGACACCUGGCGAGUUGAAACCAUGACUUUUCUGAUGGAUAUUGUUUUGGAGGCGGAUCUUCAUAGUGAAACCUUUGCGAUCACACCUUCGUUCAUGCAGAUCUACAGCUACUUGCACGACCGUUGCCGUGCGGUCCGAGUGGAUUUGCACCUUCAACAGCCAUGGAGUUCUCAGACAGCGGCCUUUGUGACAUGCCACGAGUAUUGCCUUCGAUUCGAAAUUUUCGCCCGUUUUCUCUUCGCCAAAGAUGCCAAGAAUGGCAAGGGCUAUGAUGAGCACUUGGGAUUGCAAGCGAUCUCCCAGACCAUCGAUCCGUUGCUUUGCGCCUACCGCGAUGCCCGUGUCAAAGGCCAGGCCUUUGAGACGGAACCGGAGAUACAGCGCCUGGUGAUCCUGCUGCUCCUGGCCACUUCUCCAGAGAAGUUGCCAUCGCAUCUGGCAGCGAUGGAUGGAGAGCUGUUGCGGGAUCCACUGAUUCUGGGAGCAGUCAAUGCAUGCGCUGACUUCCUCAGUGAUGACUACGCUCGCUUCCUGCGAUAUGUGGCCAGUGAAAGCCACCUCGUCGCAUGUGUUUUGGCCGACGUGGCGGCUUUGGCGAGGCUCCGAUUGCUCUGGCUUCGUGCACGGGCGUAUCCCAAGGCUGUGGGUGAUCGAUGGCAACUUCAGCCUUUGGCCAAACUCCUGUCGUGUGACAUGGAAGUUCUACAGUCGCUGCUGACCACCUAUGAUGUGGAUCUGGAUGAUGAGCGAUUUGAGGCUGUGCUGCCUCGAAAAGAUGCUUGGGCAAAGCAUCCGCUGUGCUGUGACUUGCCACAGUUGCCACGAGAGAUUCGCAUCCGUGAAGAUCGUGAAGGGAAGGAGAAGUACAAACGCACUGCCAGCAGCAAAUUUGUGGAAGGACGCAAACCGAAAGAGUGGAAGCAAAUUUGUUUACCUUGGUCGGACACAUGGGAAGAGUCUGCUGCUGGCAUCAUCCGGAAGGAAGGCAUCUCUAUAGCAAUGGAAAGCGAUCGCUUCGAGGUUUUGAACCGCAAGGGCAUCCCAUUUUCGAUGCGGGACAAACGUCUUCAAGCAGCCUCGGGUCGACGCUUGGUGCUGCAAGCGGACUUUCCGAUGCUUCUGAAUAUCAAGGUGUGGACCAUUGCCGAGCUUCAACGUCGACUGCGCGAGCCGGACAAGGAGCUGUGCCAGUCGCAGGCAGCCAUCCAGAAGCAGAUCGAGCAGUUGGAACGCGGACGGCCAGGGAAGCUGUUGGAACCGCACGAGAAGUUGAAGUUGGAACGCUUGAGACAAGAGGAGGCAGAAUUGAAGGUUCGAUCUCAAGAGUCACGAGCGGUGCUGGAAGGGAUCCUGCGAAGCCGAGCCACGGUGAUGGUGCAGGCCGUUGUGCGUGGCUGUGGUGCUCGACGGAGGCAGAGGCACCGACGAGAGGCGGCCAAGGUCCUCCAGCGUGGUUGGAGAGGCUAUUUGAGCCGAGUGAGACUGGAGAACCUCAAGGCUUUGGCUCGACAACGGGUAAAACAAGUGAAGCAUGUGCGCAAUGCCGAGUCCUUGUUUGAGGCUGUGAAGGACCUUCAGGAAGCGAUCGCCAUCCGUGUGGUCAAAGACAAGGACUUCAAUCCCUUCAUCUUUCGCCAUGCAGUGUCGCAGCAGAGUUUGCUCCACGCGGCGGCGCAGGAAGGGCUUCACGUCUUGUGCCACGAGCUCUUGAGCGCGGCGAAGCAGCGAGGUAUGGACAGCUUUGUUGUUGCCAGAGACUGGCGUGGCUGGACCGCUCUGCACACGGCUGCCAAGAGUGGCCAGGUGGAGUGUUGCAAAGAACUCCUGACGGCAGAAGAGCUAACAGAGCCACCAGGCUCUUUGGGACGCAAUGGGCAGAGCGCUUUGCACGUCGCGGCGUUGCAAGGACAUACUGAGGUGGUCAAGGUUCUCCUGGCUGUGCAGAGCUUUGAGGAGGAGGUGGACCGUCGCGACAGGUGGGGUCGCACAGCAUUGCACCUGGCGGUGGAGCAAAACCACUUCACCGCGGCGGUGAGCCUGGCGGAGCAUGUGUCCUUCAACAGCUUUGACGCCAAAAGCGCCUGGGGACAAUCAGCACUGGACCUCGCGGUGUCGGAGAUGAAGGAAGCCUUGCAAGCUGCCCACCAGAGGCGUCUUGAGAUGGGAAUGGCACGUCGGAAUUGGAUUGGGGGCAUAGUUUUCCAACAUUGGAUUGGCACUUUUUAA